Colletotrichum navitas is the source of this 1081-nucleotide messenger RNA. RefSeq names its product clathrin adaptor complex small chain. Bases 82 to 648 code for a protein of 188 amino acids. The record is from RefSeq and is a predicted model, not a curated record. The transcript has 2 exons. NCBI's taxonomy places the organism in Eukaryota, Fungi, Ascomycota, Sordariomycetes, Glomerellales, Glomerellaceae. Gene Ontology annotation, biological process: protein transport; vesicle-mediated transport. Gene Ontology annotation, cellular component: intracellular membrane-bounded organelle.
AGCGCAUCGCCCGCGGGAUCGAUUACUCGCCAGCAUCAAGCACACCAGGAAAGUCGGGAUGCUCAGACGACAGAGAAUACAAUGAUCAACGCCUUCCUGGUCUUCAACGGCCAGGGCCAGCCUCGGCUGACCAAAUUCUACACGCAGCUGGAAACUAGCAUGCAACAGCGCUUGAUCUCCGAGAUCUUCACUCUUGUUUCCAACCGCCCGGCCGGCUCCUGUAACUUCCUUCCGCUUCCUCCUUUACUCGCUGCCUCGGGUACUUCACACUCGUCGUCGGAAGAGGAAAACGAUGUGCCGUCUCUUGUUACCUACCGUAACUACGCGACCUUGUAUUUCAUCGUCAUCUCGACAUCGACCGAGUCGCCCCUUGCCCUGAUCGAUCUAAUCCAAGUCUACGUUGAGGCACUCGACAAGCUCUUCGAGAACGUAUGCGAACUAGACCUCAUCUUUAACUUUGAGACAUUGCACGCAACGUUAGGCGAGAUGAUUGUGGGAGGAGUGGUGAUAGAGACAAAUUUGGAUCGCAUCGUGUCUGGGGUAAGAGCGCAAGGCACCGUGGCCAAGCGACCGGUCAACGAAGGCCGGAGCGGUGGAAUCGGCGGUGGACUGGGCAUGGGAAGCAACUUCGUCUGGCACGGGCGGUAGCUUAGGCCAUUUCUGCGAGGAAUAUAUUUACUGUUCGAACAAUGUGGUGUUACAUAGGGCCUGUUUUCGCCGGGUAUUAAAAAUGCCACAAACUCCUUCUAAUGCUGAUACUUCUACGUCGACCGCGAGCUUAUUUUGUUGUCUCGGUAGGAGCGGGCGCUUCGGGCGCGUCUCUACGUCUCUCGUAUCGCUUGUCGGAGUCGAGAACGCCAAAUACGCCGCGGAAGCGCUUGCGGAUCUGGCGCGAUGAGUUAGUACAGUUCGUGCUCUGGAGUUGCAAGGCUAAAUACCUCUUCGGAAGGCCUAUACUCCCUGCCAAAGAAUUCAAGCUCGGAGAAGAAUAAUGUAUAGCCAAGGAAACCUGCUGCCCGUUAGAACAGCUCCUGAUCGGCACCGCAGUGUCCUGCACGAACCAAGGACGGUCGCAAGCUGA